CUUGUACCGAACUCAUGACUCAUCUUAAGUCCACACAAUCCAUAUGGUUUUGAAAAAUCGCGAAGCAAGAACACCGUGAAUAGCUCGCUGUACAUCAUACGGAUUACGGGGUAAGCGGGUAAUUGCAAUCAAUCAACAAUAUCCCUAUAAUAUGAAUUGGAUUACAGGAAUCUCAAGGAGAUUAUGCAAAUUAGCGCUACAGUUGAACGUAACAGCGAUGUAUACUGAUCUAUAUAAACAGCGCAGUCCCUCAGCGAUCAGUCAGGUUUUGAGCUCUUCUCUUCUCCAACCCCUCCCUCUGCUCUGUAGGUGGUGUGUGAUUCUUCCUUCUGUUCACUCAUAUCGCUUUGAAUAUUUCUUGCUGUUCUGUGAGGUUGAAUUUGAUUUUCAUAAGACAGCUUUUUUUUUCUUCUUCUUCUCCUCAUUUGAGUCGGAUGUUUUGGCAAACUGAAUUAAACGCCUCUUCUUUCGAUUGCUUUCUUCUGUUCACUUUAUCCAUGUGAAUAUUUCUUGCUCACAACAUUCUUCUUCUUCUUAGAGUGAGCACUGUCAUUUUUAGAAUUGAGGAACUCCAGUCCUGGAGAUAACUUUAUUCCACUAGGUCGUCUGCCUCCUUUCAUCUAGCUUUUCAUCCGGAUGAAAUUCAAGUCCAGACCAGAUCAGACCAGACCAGCAAAUUUCACUAGAGGAAAUGGUGGUUCGAAAAUGGUUGUUGCAUUACAAAGGUGUCUUUCAAAGAACGAUAAAGAGACCUCAAAAACCACCACUAUGUGCUGCCUAAUAAAAGGCACCACCGGUAAGGGACACAGUAGAGCAAAGGGUGGUUCAAAAAUGGUUGUUGCAUUACAAAUGUGUUUUUCAGGUCACCAUAAAGAGACCUCAAAAACCACCACUAUGUGCUGCCUAAUAAGUGGCACCACCAGUAAGGGCACAGUAGGGGAAACAGUGGUUCUAAAGUGCCUGUUGCAUUACAAAGGAGUCCGCCAAAGAACCGUUAGAAACUGGGUGCUCGAAAUACAGGAUCGGAGCCCAAUUGUGGCUUCCGUAUAUGGCUUGGCACGUUUAAAACUGCCUAUGAUGCAGUGGUGGGUUACGUGCAUGCUUAAUGAGCCAUUGCUGCUACCCUUGGAUGUAGUUUGUUUCCUGAAGAAUGUAGUAGAGAAGCAAGAUCAUCAGGACGAUGAUGCGAUGGUGGUGGAUGGAAUAUGGCCUGAUGGCUGAGGAAUGCAAUUUUGAACGGCUUACUAGACCUGUGCUGCCUCAAAUGAUUUAGUUUAUCACUUUAUUGAAAUGACAUUGGUUGUAUCUGUACCUGAAUUCAGUUUUGAAUCCCAUUUUGUUAAGAAACUAUUUGAAGA
Messenger RNA from Cuscuta epithymum, 1358 nucleotides. The record is from the annotation of a GenBank genome assembly. NCBI's taxonomy places the organism in Eukaryota, Viridiplantae, Streptophyta, Magnoliopsida, Solanales, Convolvulaceae.